This is a messenger RNA of Thermothielavioides terrestris NRRL 8126, 477 nucleotides long. RefSeq lists its product as uncharacterized. NCBI's taxonomy places the organism in Eukaryota, Fungi, Ascomycota, Sordariomycetes, Sordariales, Chaetomiaceae. The transcript is spliced from 2 exons. The record is from RefSeq and is a predicted model, not a curated record. The annotation marks the transcript as partial.
AUGUCUGCCGCGUCCUCCCGCAACGCCAUCCGCCGCCUGCUCAAGGAGCUCGACACGUGGAAGCACAGCGAGGCGGCGGGCGAGCAGGGCAUCGAGCGCCUCGGCCCCGUCAGCGACGAUGAGCUGCUCACCUGGGAGGCCGUGAUCAACGGCCGGGGAAUCGGGAAUGGCUACGAAAACGGCCGCUGGCUCCUCCGCAUCGCCGUGCCGCCGGCCUACCCGCUGCAGCCGCCGCAGAUCGCCUUCGCCACGCCCGUCGUGCACGCCAACGUGCACCCGCGCACGGGCGAGAUCUGCCUCGACCUGCUCAAGGACGCCUGGACGCCCGCGUACAGCGUGCUCGAGUGCGUGCGCGCCGUGCGCAUGCUGCUGGCCGCGCCCGCCGUCGACUCGCCGCUCAACGUCGACGUCGCUGCCCUGCUGCGCGCCGGCGACGUGCUGGGCGCGCGCCGGCUGGUUGAGUUGUGGGUGGAGGAG